Molecule: messenger RNA, 465 nt
Organism: Alternaria viburni
Lineage: Eukaryota; Fungi; Ascomycota; Dothideomycetes; Pleosporales; Pleosporaceae
Exons: 2
Coding region: 1-465 (154 amino acids)
Source: RefSeq, a predicted model, not a curated record
AUGCCCAACUCACCAGUCACUCCACCGGCACCGGCAGGUCCCACCCCUCCUGCCACUCCAACCUGGGCCCAAAUCGUCAAUCUUUUCGAAUCCCCUCCACGAUGGGUCAACCCAGCCAACGGCGAACGCAGCCAAGAAGCCCAAGCCAAGAUCGACCAUGACGACCAAGCAAACCAGCAAGCCAACAAGCAGACUGCAUGGGCUUUGGUCUUUCUCAUCGUCAAGGGCACAUUCCUCCUCCUCAUGAUCUGGCACGCAGCCCCCUUCGCUAAGACUAAAACCUUGAACACAACCGCAGCGCGCGAUGCACUCAUCGAGGACGUGCGUAACGACCUGUUCAACGAUGUCACGAACGAAGCCCGCGAUAAGCUCAUUCAAGAAGUCCGCGACUUGGUGUACAACGACGUCAUGGGCUCCGUCAAUAUCAUCAUCCAAGACUACAUGUCGAAUCAAACAAACGAGUGA